This is a messenger RNA of Oryzias latipes (Japanese medaka), 1997 nucleotides long. RefSeq names its product chaperonin containing TCP1, subunit 7 (eta) (gene cct7). Gene Ontology annotation, biological process: protein folding. The record is from RefSeq and is a predicted model, not a curated record. Gene Ontology annotation, molecular function: ATP binding; ATP hydrolysis activity; ATP-dependent protein folding chaperone. NCBI's taxonomy places the organism in Eukaryota, Metazoa, Chordata, Actinopteri, Beloniformes, Adrianichthyidae.
UGAGUUUGUUAGCAUCCAUCUAUUAAUCAUCAUCCAUCCUGGCUUGCAUCCGUUACCAUCGAUGUUAGACAUUUUCGGGACGUAUCCGGCAGCCCACACCGGUUAUCCUGCUGAAGGAGGGGACAGAUUCGUCUCAGGGCAUUCCCCAGCUCGUCAGUAACAUCAAUGCCUGCCAGGUUAUUGCUGAGGCUGUCAGAACCACUCUGGGGCCCAGGGGGAUGGACAAACUGAUGGUGGAUGCCAGAGGAAAGGCCACGAUUUCCAACGAUGGCGCUACCAUCCUGAAGCUGCUGGAUGUGGUUCACCCUGCUGCUAAAACCCUGGUGGACAUCGCUCGUUCGCAGGAUGCUGAGGUUGGAGACGGCACCACGUCCGUCACCCUCCUGGCCGCCGAGUUCCUGAGGCAGCUGAAGCCGUUCGUGGAGGAGAGUCUCCACCCUCAGACCAUCAUCCGCGCUUUCCGCACUGCCACCAACCUCGCUGUCAGCAAGAUCAAAGAGAUCGCCGUCUCUGUGAAGAAAGACGACAAACAAGAGCAGAGGCAGCUGUUGGAGAAAUGUGCAGCGACCGCCCUGAACUCCAAACUGAUCGCUGGGCAGAAGGAGUUCUUCUCUAAGAUGGUGGUGGAUGCGGUCAUGUCUCUGGACGAGCUUCUGUCUCUGAAAAUGAUUGGCAUCAAGAAGGUCCAGGGAGGAGCGCUGGAGGAUUCCCAGUUGGUCUCUGGCGUUGCUUUCAAGAAGACGUUCUCCUACGCUGGCUUUGAGAUGCAGCCCAAACGCUACGAUAACCCGAAGAUCGCUUUGCUCAACGUGGAGCUGGAGCUGAAAGCAGAGAAGGACAACGCUGAAGUUCGUGUCAAGUCUGUGGAGGAAUAUCAAGCCAUCGUGGAUGCAGAGUGGAACAUUCUGUACGACAAACUAGAGAAGAUCUAUCAGUCUGGAGCCAAGGUUGUUCUGUCAAAGUUGCCCAUCGGCGACGUGGCCACCCAGUACUUUGCAGACAGAGACCUGUUCUGUGCUGGCAGGGUGCAGGAGGAGGACCUGAAGAGGACGAUGAUGGCUUGUGGCGGCUCCAUCCAGACGUCUGUGGGAGCGCUAACAGAGGAUGUGCUGGGACUUUGUGAAGUAUUUGAAGAGGUUCAGGUGGGAGGAGAAAGGUACAACUUCUUUAAGGGGUGCCCGAAAGCGAAGACCUGCACCAUCAUCCUCAGAGGCGGAGCUGAGCAGUUCACAGAAGAGACGGAGCGAUCGCUGCACGACGCCAUCAUGAUUGUGCGCAGAGCCAUCAAGAACGACUCCAUCGUGGCGGGUGGAGGGGCCAUAGAAAUGGAGCUGUCAAAGUACCUGCGGGAUUACUCCAGGACCAUUCCCGGGAAGCAGCAGCUGCUCAUCGGAGCGUACGCCAAAGCCCUGGAGAUCAUUCCCCGGCAGCUGUGCGACAACGCCGGCUUCGACGCCACCAACAUCCUCAACAAGCUGCGCGCGAAACACGCCCAGGGGGGCAUGUGGUACGGCGUGGACAUCAACAACGAGGACAUCGCUGACAACUUCGCCGCCUUCGUGUGGGAGCCGUCCAUCGUACGCAUCAACGCCCUGACGGCGGCGUCCGAGGCCGCCUGUCUCAUCCUGUCCGUCGACGAGACCAUCAAGAACCCCCGCAGCGGCGCGGACGCACCCCCCGGGAGGGGGAGGGGCCGCGGGAGACCCCAUGCUCACUAAGGGUCAAAACAAACCCGGUUUAACGGUGGAAUUUCAAGUCUGAUUGAAAUUCCCACUUUGGUUGUGCAGACAUUUGCUUUCUUAAAUUCUCUUCACUGUAGCUUCAGUCUGUCAACAUUUCAGUGUCUGCAUCACCUGCCGAGGAGCUGCUGCUCCAUCCUUAUUUAAAAAACAAACAACAGGAGUUCAGCUCCGCCCGUGGAGCCGCUCAGUCCCCAAAUCUGUUUUUGUAUCCGGAGACAAGCUGUUAACUAUUAAAUAAAGCACUGAUGAAGCAUC